This is a messenger RNA of Oncorhynchus keta (chum salmon), 10679 nucleotides long. RefSeq names its product dedicator of cytokinesis protein 3-like. The transcript has 54 exons. Gene Ontology annotation, cellular component: cytoplasm; plasma membrane. The record is from RefSeq and is a predicted model, not a curated record. Gene Ontology annotation, biological process: small GTPase-mediated signal transduction. Bases 482 to 6829 code for a protein of 2115 amino acids. Lineage: Eukaryota; Metazoa; Chordata; Actinopteri; Salmoniformes; Salmonidae. Gene Ontology annotation, molecular function: small GTPase binding; guanyl-nucleotide exchange factor activity.
AAGCAUGUAUUAUCAAUUUAUCCGACCCAAAAACGAGUUUGGGAUCGACAGACAGAAAAUGAACCUGCUGUGCUGUGUUGCUGUGAGGUUUGAAAUGAAUAAAUAAGGUGUUUCUCUCCAUCCCGGCAGUGGACCGCUGGAGAUGCUGCGGCUGCAUUGAUAGAGUUGAGAGAUUCGUACAGAAGUGACGAGGCAGCCUCAACCGGAUAGGAUAACAACCUCCUAGCACUUACUGCGAUAGACUGAGUCAACGUUGUUGUAUGACAGCAAGAUGCACUGACUGUGGACCGGACCAGAAAAUGCAUCGUUUCAGAGGCGAAAUAUGAACGCACAUUCCACUUUGGUUUUCUUUUAUUUGCAAGGCGUUGAAACGCAGUGAUAUAUUUCCGUGGAUCUGAGCGGUUUAUGCAACUUUUUCCCGGUCCUUUUUCCAUGAUAACGGCGAACCCGUGCUUGGUUUACCUGGAAUUUUACCAGGAUCAUGUGGACCCCGACGGAAGAGGAGAAAAUCGGAGUUGUGAUCUGUACAUUCCGCGGGACGGUGACCCAUGGUCUGGCUCUGGAGAUCGGAGAGACAGUCCAAAUACUGGAGAAAUGUCAAGGAUGGUACCGAGGAUCCUCCACCAGGAAACCCACAAUCAAGGGGAUCUUCCCAACCAGCUAUGUUCACUUGAAGAAGGCCAUUGUAACCAACAGAGGGCAGUAUGAGACAGUGGUGUCGUUGGAAGACCCCAUUGUGACGGAGGUGACGUCCACUCUGCAGGAAUGGGCCCUGUCGUGGAAGCAACUCUACGUGAAACACAAGGUGGACUUGUUCUACAAGUUGCGUCACGUGAUGAAUGAGCUGUGUGACCUUCGGAGACAGAUGCUGUCUGGUCACCUGACCCAGGAUCAGUUCAGAGAUGUCAAGAAACACAUCACAGUCCGCCUGGACUGGGGCAACGAACAACUAGGCCUGGAUCUCGUACCCAGGAAGGAGUUUGAGAUGGUUGAUGCAGAACAAAUCAGCGUCUCAGACUUAUACAAAAUGCACCUGUCCAGCAGACACAGUGUCCAGCAAAGCACAACCCAGGGUGACAGUGUGCGUCGGGGUCACGGUGUAGAGCCCUGCUGUAUCCCCGUCCCUCACCACCUGUUCAUCAACCUGAAGAGCUUCACCUACAACACCAUGGGAGAAGAUACAGACAUCUUCUUCUCUCUCUACGACCUCAGGGAGGGGAAUCACAUCAGUGAGAAGUUUAUGGUCAGACUGAACAAGAAUGGAGGUCCCAAAAAUCCAGAAAAGGUUGACCGACUGUGUGCUCUCUUCACGGAUCUAAGCAAUAAGGACAUGAAGCGGGACCUGUAUAUUGUUUCCCAAGUCAUCAGAACUGGUCGGAUGCUGCUGAAUGAUACUAAGAAGGGUCCUCCUCACGUCCAGUACAGAAGGCCGUACGGCUGUGCGGUUCUGGCCAUGAGUGAUGUCCUACAGACCAUCUCAGAACUAAAGGAGGAGAAGGACUUUGUACUCAAAGUCUACACAUGUAACAAUGAGAACGAGUGGUACCAGAUCCAUGAAAACAUCAUAAGAAAAUCCAGCACCAAGUACACAGCUCCCAGCACCAACUAUGGUCUGAUCAUAUCUCUCCAGCUACUGCGAGGAGAGAUGGAACAGAUCAGGAGAGAGAACCCAAUGAUCUUCAAUAGAGGCGUGGCCUUGACACGCAAGCUGGGUUUCCCCGAUGUCAUCAUGCCAGGUGACAUCCGUAACGACCUGUACCUCACCUUGGAAAGAGGAGACUUUGAGAGGGGAGGAAAGAGUGUCCAGAAGAACAUUGAGGUCUCCGUCUACGUGCUCUUCACAGACGGAGAAAUACUCAAAGACUGUAUCAGCCUGGGCAGUGGUGAGCCUCACAUCAGCGAACAUCGUUCCUUUGUCCUCUACCACAACAACAGCCCCCGCUGGAGCGAGGUGGUUAAACUACCCAUCCCCAUAGACCGCUUCAGAGGGUCACACCUACGCUUCGAGUUCAGACACUGCUCCACCAAAGACAAGGGGGAGAAGAAGCUGUUUGGUUUUGCCUUCACACCACUGAUGAGAGAGGACGGGACAACGCUAUCAGACGAGAGUCACGAGCUCUUUGUGUACAAGUGUGAUGAGAAUGCUACGUUCAGUAACCACGCGUUGUACCUGGGUCUGCCCUGCUGUAAGGAGGACUUCAACGGCUGUCCCAACAUCCCCUCCAGCCUCAUCUUCCAACGCAGCACCAAGGAGACCCUCUGGAUCUCCACACAGCUCUCCUCCACCAAGCUCACACAGAAUGUGGACCUGCUUGCGUUGUUGAAGUGGAAGGCCCACCCUGACAGAGUGAUGGACAUCAUGGGGAGACUACGUCACGUCAGUGGAGAGGAGAUCGUCAAGUUUCUUCAAGACAUCUUGGACACCCUGUUUUCCAUCCUGGAUGACAACACUGACAAGUACGGUCCCCUGGUGUUCCAGUCACUGGUUUUCAUCAUUAAUCUGCUGAGGGACAGUAAGUACUAUCACUUCUGCCCCGUCAUGGACACUUACAUCCAGAAGCACUUUGCUGGAGCGCUGGCGUACAAAGAGUUGAUCCGCUGUCUGAAGUGGUACAUGGACCGUUCUGCAGAGGUGGUGAGACAGAACCACAUCCAGGAGGCCAUGAGGGCUCUGGAGUACCUGUUGAAGUUUAUUAUCCAGUCUCGUAUCCUGUACUCCCGUGCUACCUGUGGUAUGGAGGAAGAACAGUUCAGAGCCAGCAUCCAGGAGCUCUUCUUGUCCAUCCGCUUUGUCCUCAGUCUGGACAGCCGCGGUUCUGAGACGCUCGUUUUCACACAGGUCCCCCAGCCUAACUCUGGACAGGGACAGCCCCCAGGCCCCAUCAGCUGUACUCAGGCCUGGAGCUCCAACGCUCCUCGCCCCUCUCCUCUCUCAGCGGCGCUAUUGAACUCGUUCCCGGCUAUCUUUGACGAACUGCUUCAGAUGUUUACGGUCCAGGAAGUGGCAGAGUUCGUACGGGGCACGCUGGGCAGUAUGCCAAGUACCGUACACAUCGGACAGUCCAUGGACGUGGUCAAACUGCAGUCCAUCGCUCGCACCGUCGACAGCCGCCUCUUCUCUUUCCCAGAGUCUCGUAGGAUCUUGCUUCCUGUAGUUCUACAUCACAUCCACCUCCACCUGAGACAGCAGAAAGAGCUCCUCAUCUGUUCUGGCAUCCUCAGCAGUAUCUUCUCCAUCAUCAAGACCAGCUCUCUGGACACCCCAGUGCAGGAGGAGGUAGAGAUGAUGGUGGAAUCUCUCCUGGAUGUGCUUCUCCAGACCCUGCUGGCCAUCAUGACCAAGUCUCAGUCCCAGGAGGCGGUAAGAGGCCAUCGCUGCCCGCAGUGCACGGCUGAGAUCACUGGAGAAUAUGUGUCCUGCCUCCUAUCCCUGCUGCGUCAGAUGUCUGACAUCCACUUCAACCAUCUACUGGACAACUUCCAGAGCAAAGAGGAAGUCAAGGAGUUCCUUCUGAAGAUAUUCUGUGUGUUUCGUAACCUGAUGAAGCUCAGUAUUUUUCCCCGGGACUGGAACGUGAUGAGGCUGCUAACCAGCAACACCAUAGUGACAACUGUCCAAUAUCUGUCCCCGGCUUUGCACAAGAACUUCACCGAGGCUGACUUUGAAUUCAAGGUGUGGAACUCAUACUUCAGUCUGGCUGUUCUCUACAUCAGCCAGCCCAGUCUACAACUAGAGAACACCACCCCAGCCAAGAGGAAGAACGUGUUGGACAAGUAUGGUGACAUGAGAGUGAUGAUGGCCUAUGAGCUGUUCAGCAUGUGGCAGAACCUCGGUGAGAACAAGAUCCACUUCAUCCCAGGUAUGAUAGGUCCGUUCCUGGGUGUGACCCUGGUGCCUCAGGGGGAGGUCAGGAACAUCAUGAUCCCUAUCUUCCACGACAUGAUGGACUGGGAGCAGAGGAAAAACGGGAACUUCAAACAGGUGGAGGCAGAGCUGAUAGACAAGCUGGACAGUCUGGUGUCUGAGGGGAAAGGAGACGAGAACUACCGAGAACUAUUCAGCCUGCUAACCCAGCUCUUUGGGCCUUACCCCAGUCUGCUGGAGAAGAUUGAGCAAGAGACGUGGAGGGAGACGGGGAUCUCCUUCGUCACCUCUGUCACACGGUUGAUGGAACGUCUGCUGGACUACAGGGACUGCAUGAAAGGAGACGAAACAGAGAACAAGAAGAUUGGCUGUACUGUCAACCUGUUGAACUUCUACAAGUCAGAGAUAAACAAGGAGGAGAUGUACAUCCGCUACAUCCACAAGCUGUGUGACAUGCACCUUCAGGCUGACAACUACACAGAGGCUGCGUUCACCCUGCUGUUGUACUGGGAGCUACUGCAUUGGGAAGAGAGGCCUCUAAGGGAGUUCUUACACUACCCAGCCCAGAGCGAGUGGCAUCGCAAAGAAGGCCUCAGUCGCAAGGUCAUCCACUACUUCAACAAGGGAAAGUGCUGGGAAUACGGGGUACCGUUGUGCAGAGAGCUGGCUUUCCAGUAUGAGACAUUAUACGACUACCAAAGCCUCAGCUGGAUAAGGAAAAUGGAAGCUGCUUACUAUGACAGCAUCAUGGAGCAGCAACGUCUAGAGCCAGAGUUCUUCAGGGUGGGCUUCUACGGACGCAAGUUCCCCUUCUUCCUAAGAAACAAGGAGUUUGUCUGCCGCGGUCAUGACUACGAACGGCUUGAAGCCUUCCAGCAAAGGAUGCUGGGAGAAUUCCCUCAAGCCAUUGCCAUGCAGCACCCUAAUCAACCAGACGAGGCCAUCUUACAGUGUGAUGCCCAGUACCUGCAGAUCUAUGCGGUGACGCCGGUUCCGGAGAAUGUCAAAAUUCUCCAAAUGGACCGCGUUCCAGACCGCAUCAAGAGCUUCUACCGUGUCAACAACGUGCGCCGCUUUCGAUACGACCGGCCCUUCCACAAAGGAUCCAAAGACCGAGAGAACGAGUUCAAGAGCUUGUGGAUCGAGAGGACUACGCUGAUCCUCACACAUCCUCUUCCUGGUAUCUCCCGCUGGUUUGAGGUGGAGAAGAGAGAGCUGGUGGAGGUAAGUCCUCUGGAGAAUGCCAUCUACGUGGUGGAGAACAAGAACCAUGAGCUGCGGACCCUGAUCAGCCAGUACCAACACAAGCAGCUCCAUGGCAACAUCAACCUGCUGUCCAUGUGUCUCAAUGGGGUCAUUGACGCUGCCGUCAACGGGGGCAUCGCCAGAUACCAGGAGGCCUUCUUUGAUAAGGAGUACAUCAGCAGCCACCCAGAAGACACAGAGAAGAUCACUGCCCUCAAAGACCUCAUGCAGGAACAGGUUUACAUCCUGGGGUCGGGGCUUGCGGUCCAUGACAAGCUGGUGCACCCUGAAAUGCGUCCCCUGCACAAGAAGCUGAUAGAUCAGUUCCAGAUGAUGAGGAGCAGUCUCUAUGGUCUGCCGGGACUGGACAAGCUGAGUCCUGCCUGUUCUAGUGUCAGCACCACAAGAGGCAUCCUGGCUACGCACAGCCCCAUGAGCCCUGACAGCUUCAAACUCAUUCACAGGCACAGUCCACUGAAUCUGCUGGGGUCUACCCGCCAGUCGUCCUCCUCCCUGUCCUCUCACACCUCCAGCGAGACGGGUAACCUGGUGAUCCUGACGGACAGCGUGGUGAUGGAACACCCCGAGGACGUCUACCGUAUGCAGCCCAGUCCUUCGUCCUCCAGUCUGAGCUCCACCCACUCAGCCCCCUCCCAGAUGAUGAACUCUGCCCCCAACAGUAUCAGAGGUUCCCCGUCGCUGCCAGAAAAAUACAGACACAACCGUGAGAUGUUGAUGCUGCUGCCUCUGCACCGUGAGAGACCCAGCUCCGCUAUGUACCCCAACAUCACUGAAAACGGACAGCCAACUAACUUCCAGCGAGCGUUGUUCCAUCAGGUGAUUGGUCCGUGCAAGCCCUGUAGCGACCCGAACCUGUCCGUAGCGGAGAAAGUCCUGACCACCCCCAGCUCCUGGAGUCUGGACAGUGGUACCAGAGAGGCGUUGCCAUUCCUGUCCACCCACGUUGGGAGUGUGAUGGCCCCCCCAGUCCCGCCCCGUAGCCUUCCCCAUGGACACUUCUCCAUGAACUUUGAUGCUUUCCACCACCAGAACAGCGACCUCCCUCCAGCUCUCCCUGCACGCUCCUCUUUACGAAAGUCACCCCUGCACCCUAUACCUGCCUCGCCCACCAGUCCCCAGUCCCAGUCCGGCCUGGAUGGCAGUAACUCUACCCUCUCUGGCAGCGCCUCCUCCGGCGUCUCAUCCUUGAGUGAGAGCAACUUGUUGGGCCAGUCCUGCUCCACCGAGGCCCCUGGAACUACCAGCAGACACCCAGCAGGCACCCUGGACUCUGUCUCCAUCACCCCUGGCACGGUGCACUCUAUCUGGGCCAUAGACAGAGAAGACCUGGGAAUGAACUCCCCCUCUAGUCCCUACCUGCCUGUCCGAUACAGCGUCUCCGAGCCAGAGGUCCUGGAUGGCUCCAAACCCACUCCUUGCCGUAGUCACUCCGCCCCUGGGUGGGUCACCCCGGUCAUCACCCCUAUUAUCCCCGUCCUCCCAGAGGCCCACACCCUAAACAUCCAGAACUUGCCCCACUACCACCAGGAGCCCCCGCCCGCCCUGCCCCCCAAGCCCUACCUGAGAGAGGGGUGUAUCCCUGAGGAAGGGUGUAUUCUCGUGCCCAGGCCCAUGCCACGCAAGAUCUCUCAGCCUCUCAUCACCUCCAAGGAAGAGCAGGCCAAGGUGGCGUGGGAGCAGGUCAUCACAGAGGAUUAAAGAGCAGGCCAAGGUGGCGUGGGAGCACGUCAUCACAGAGGAGUAAAGCGCAGGCCUGGGGUUUAUUCAGUCAGUGAUGUGAAACUUUGUGAAUGUUUCAGAUAUAAAUAGUGUGAAUAGAGCUGACACCUGAUCCCCCCCUAUUCCAUCUGACAGACAAUCAUAUCUGUUCUACAUUAUAUAUUUCUAUCUGAAUGUUCUGUAACUUUAUAUCCUCCUGAACAUGCCCAUUGUUUAGAAAUGGUUGGGGCCAGUGUUAGGGCCUGGGUUAGGACCUGUCUCUCUGAGGGGCCAGUGUUAGGGCCUGGAUUAGAACCUGUCUCUCUGAGGGGCCAGUGUUAGGGCCUGGAUUAGAACCUGUCUCUCUGAGGGCCCAGUGUUAGGACCUGUCUCUCUGAGGGGCCAGUGUUAGGGCCUGUCUCUCUGAGGGGCCAGUGUUAGGACCUGUCUCUGAGGGGCCAGUGUUAGGGCCUGUCUCUCUGAAAGGGCCAGUGUUAGGACCUGUCUCUCUGAGGGGCCAGUGUUAGGGCCUGUCUCUCUGAAAGGGCCAGUGUUAGGACCUGUCUCUCUGAGGGGCCAGUGUUAGGACCUGUCUCUCGGAGUGGCCAGUGAUAGAACCUGUCUCUCUGAUGGCCCUGUGUUAGGACCUGUCUCUCUGAAGGGCCAGUGUUAGGGCCAGUGUUAGGACCUGUCUCUCUGAAGGGCCAGUGUUAGGGCCAGUGUUAGGACCUGUCUCUCUGAAGGGCCAGUGUUAGGGCCAGUGUUAGGACCUGUCUCUCUGAGGGGCCAAUGUUAGGACCUGUCUCUCUGAGGGGCCAGGGAUAUAGAGGGGAAUGGCAAAAAAUGAUCCCCCUCCUCCCAGUUCAUUCCUCACAGAGUAUCCUAUUUUGGUAUUGGAGAAUGCUAGCUGUGAUCUAAUUGUUCACAUCUAAAUGUGUUUGUUUGAAAAUGCAUCUUUGGAAUGAUAAGUCUUUUUCUAUUUUUGAUUUCUUAUUCUUUCAAACUCUUGUCAGAAAGAGAGAAAAAAAAGUAUAUUGAAUGUUCUUUCUAUGAAUUGGGUCACUAACUCACACCAAUGAUGGGAACUACCUUUUCAGAAAACGCGUCAUUCUGUGAAUAAAAAGUCAUGCAUUUAAUUAUUUUAUUGAUUGAUAGUUCAGGACCACAUGCAGGUUUCCAAAUCAUUGCACAAAGGGAACUCGUGGAUUGUAAAACCAGACAUUUAAACAGACAUUUGAAUUAAUGAAUUGAGUUAAACUGAAGCAAACCUCAGUAGAGUAAAAACCUGUUAAACCGUGACCUCUGUUUUCAGUUUAAUUUUUUAAAUGUUUUUAUAGACAAGUUGCCCUUUAGCAACUUAAUAAUAAACAUUAAUUAUUAUUUAUUAAUAAUAUAAUAAUAAAAUGUUUUAUUACAUUAUUUAAUAAAUGUUAAAAACAUUUGAUUCUAUUCGCACUUAAAUAUUUCUAUAAAUAAAGAUGGGAUCAGUGACGGGUUUUAUUAGCGUAUAGAGGGGGGAGGGGUUUGGAGAGAUGAUGAUUGAGGUCAGGUGAUUUUUAACAUUAUGGUUUGCUUGUUAUGUUCAUUUCCUGUAAGGGAUGCAUAUUAUUAGCUGACCUUUGUGGUGUUGAUGUAAUGAUGAUACACUCAGCGAUUCAACUGGCUUUUACUGAGAAAAAGAACAAUGGGGGGAGGGAAUAGUUUGAUGAAUAGAGAGAGACGGAAGUGGGGGGGGGGGUUUAACGAACUAAUACAAAAUGUCAGGGUCACAUACUCCCAACACUUCUUCCUACUCUGCUCAUCCUCGACAGACGGACAGUCAAGAGGCUUAAAUGCUGUGGUAAGGCUUCAUCACACAGUAGUCGUCUUUAUUGCUGUGUGCUACCUGCCACAGCCAGAUCAGCCAGCCACUAUAAAGAGGUAAGGACAUAACCGUCUGAAGGCUGGUGAAUAGAUGUCCCGUUAUAAAAGGCUGCUCGUGCUCUAUAUAAGGGCUCGGUUGGUUUAUUACUAAAGGUCAGUUUCCCAUUCAGCAUCUUGCAUACUACAGUACAAAGAAAAGGCUAUAUUUUUAGAGGAGAUAAAAUCUGCAAAUGUAUUGUUAUGUGUAGUUAUAGUUAUAUAUAUUAAUAUUAGAUUAUUUAAAAAUGAAUCCCUAUAUCAUGGAUUGACUGAGGAGAAUUGAUGACUUGAUAAUGACGCAAUGAUGAUGUGAUAAUGACUCGAUAAUGACGUGAUAAAGACUCGUUGAUGACUUUCCAAUGUAUCGAUAAUGACUUGAUAAUAAAUCGAUAAUGACUUAAUAAUGUCUAGAUAAUGACUCAACGAUGACGCGAUAAUGACUCGACGAUGAUUCAAUGAUAACUUGAUAAUAUCAUGAUAACGGGGUGCCAAUGACUUGAGGAUGACUUGGUAACGGCAUUAUAAUGACUCAAUAAAGACUUGAUAAUGACUCGACGAUAACUCGAUGAUGACUCGAUAAUGACUUGAUAAUGACUCGACGAUAACUCGAUAAUGACUCGAUAAUGACUUGAUAAUGACUCGACGAUAACUCGAUAAUGACUCGAUAAUGACUCGAUAAUGAUGACAUAAAAACAUAAUAAUGUGCUAAGACAAGGGCAUUGAAAGUCACUGUAGCUGCUUGGUGAUGUGCACAAGUGGAAUGACACAUUUAGAUGGAAGAUAUUUAUAGACGAAUGAAUAUUAACUAAUAUAAUUAUAUGUGAUUUGUUUUGAGUGUUUCCUUUUUUAUUUGGUACUUUUACGUGUGCAUGUUCACUCAGUGAAAUAACACACUGGGUACAGAUGUCAGUUCAACGUCUGUUCAAAUCAAAUUGUAUUGGUCGCAAACACAUAUUUAGCAAUGUUAUUUUGGGUGAGGCAAAAUGCUUGCGUUCUGAGCUCCAACAGUGCAGUAGUAUCUAACAAUACACAACAAACCAAUAUGUACACAGUGGGAAAUUAUAUAACCAUGGCUAGUACCGCCCAUUGGACUACCAAGGAGCAGAGGGGUCAGAGAGAGAGAGAGAGAGAGAGAGAAGGGACUGUGACCUAAAGACAUCCUAUCAUUUAUACUUAUUGACUAUUCAGCCCUGAUCACAAUGUACAGAUUAUUCCACUUCUUGAUUUCUCUAAGCAUCCUCCUCCCUGCCUCCAAUUACUAUCUCUUGUAUCUACCUAGUGAACUGAUCUGCCUUGCUACAACAGUGCUGGUGCUUCAUAGUCACAGAUCCUGGAUCAGAUCCUGCUGCUCAUCUCAAUCCUUGCUUCUUUCAGCUUGUUGUCCAGGUGUUUUGUUGUGGAUGUCUCUCUCUCUCUCUCUCUCUCUCUCUCUCUCUCUCUCUCUCUCUCUCUCUCUCUCUCUCUCUCUCUCUGCAUACAGUAGACCUACACUCUGUAGUUUUCUCAUGUCAUCCUGUUGUCAUGUUCUCAUGUCCUCCUGUCCUCCUGUUGUCAUGUAAUGUCCUCCUGUGGUCAUGUCCUCCUGUGGUCAUGUCCUCCUGUUGUCAUGUCCUCCUGUUGUCAUGUUGUCAUUUUCUCCUGUUGUCACGUCCUCCUGUUCUCCUGUUGUCAUUUUCUCCUGUUGUCAUGUCCUCAUGUUGUCAUGUUCUCACGUCCUCCUGUUGUCAUGUCCUCCUGUGGUCACUUUCUCCUGUUGUCAUGUCCUCAUGUUGUCAUGUUCUCACGUCCUCCUGUUGUCAUGUCCUCCUGUGGUCACUUUCUCCUGUUGUCAUGUCCUCAUGUUGUCAUGUUCUCAAGUCCUCCAGCUGUCAUGUUCUCAUGUUUUCAUUUUAUCCUGUUGUCAUGUCCUCAUGUUGUCAUGUUCUCACGUCCUCCUGUUGUCAUGUCC